UCUGAUUAUCUAUCUCGAUGUUUCCUUCGUCUUCCUUUCUUAUAUAAGAUCAAAUAAUUGUGCUGGUUCUGAAGAGAAAAAGAAUGGCGUGUUUACACGAUCAUAGCUGCGAAGAACACGAUUGCUCAGCUAAUUGGUCUCUCUACAAAUACAUAGACCUUCCUAAAGUAUCCGCGCUAAAUGAAGCAGUUCCGGGAAGCGUAAAGUCAGUUUUCAAAGCUUGGGAGCAGCGUCUAGAUUUCUCAGGGGAACACUUGGUAAGUAAUGAUGGUGAUCCUGAGUUACUUCUUUAUAUCCCAUUUUCGCCUGAUGUUAAGAUCAAGAGCAUUGCAAUUGUUGGUGGUCCUGAUGGAACGAGUCCUUCAAAGAUGAGAGCGUUUGUUAAUCGAGAAAGCAUAGACUUCUCAGAUGCUCAAACUAUGCAAGCUAUUCAGGAGUGGGAUUUGGUUGAGAACUUUCAAGGAGUGUUAGAGUACCAGACAAGGUAUGCCAAAUUUCAAGGUGUGUCAAGUAUCACAUUGCAUUUCCCUGAGAGUUUUGGUGGUGACACAAGCCGUAUACACUAUAUUGGCUUUAAAGGUGAAGCCACCCAGCUGAAGAGGGAUGUGGUUUCAACAAUUGUCUAUGAACUCAGACCCAAUCCUUCAGAGCACAAGAUACGCAAUAUUUUGGAUGGUACAUUAGGUAUUGAUAAAUGAGGAUCGAAGAACUAGAGAUGUGUUUAUGUUUCUUGACAAGGAAUGGAUUAAAACCUCUUAUGUACAGUCAUGACAGAAUGAUGCUAAUCUUUACUGUUCUGAACCCCUUUGUAGUACCGAUUUUACUUUUCCCCUCUUCUUGAGUAGAACACUUUUAUUUUAUCCUAGUUUAGUGACUUGUGUUUGGAUUAUCUAAGUUUUGCUUUGGCAAUAAUGUCAAGAAAGAAAACUUAAACAUACAAAUUCGUAAAUUUAUACUGAAGCUAGUUUUUGAGUUUGAA
Messenger RNA from Mercurialis annua (annual mercury), 979 nucleotides. RefSeq lists its product as uncharacterized. The transcript is spliced from 9 exons. The coding region runs from base 84 to 698 and encodes 204 amino acids. The record is from RefSeq and is a predicted model, not a curated record. NCBI's taxonomy places the organism in Eukaryota, Viridiplantae, Streptophyta, Magnoliopsida, Malpighiales, Euphorbiaceae.